UCCCGCAAAGAUUUUAAAAAAAUCCCGCAUGCGGGAUCCCGCAAACACGAUUUUGCCGACCUCUAAAGAAACAAGAACUCCUGCUAGACUCAAAUAUCCCCUCCCAUAAUUUAAUUCAAAAUUCCACUGCAACAUAACGCCAAAUUUAUUUUUGUUUUUCUUCAUAUAAAAGCUGUAGUUCUUUCAUUUUCUAGUCAUUAUUAACAAUCGAGCUUUUUUUCUUAAAAUACAUUUAAAGAGUGUUUUGGGUCUUACAUUAAUUAUUUUUUUAUUUUUAUUGAUUUUUUAGGGAUUUUAAAAAAGUAAUUAAGCAAUUCUACGUAAUGUCUGUUGAACAAUUGAGUCAUCAACUGUCUUUGGCUCAUGCUCGAAUCACUUCUCAGGAUCAGCAAAUUGCUUCUCAACAAGCUCAACUUAACAAAUUGACUAGAAUGAUGGGACUUCCAGCGGUGUUUGUUGGUUAUUGUGGCCGAUUUGAGCGUAGAUCCUGCAGUCUUUAUAAUGAGGGAUAUACUGGAACAGUGCCUUUCAGUCUGUGCAAUGACAAAAACUUUAUUUUCAUCAACCAUACAUCGGAAUGGGAAUUACAGUUCAAUCCUGAACGAAAACUCAUUCUGGACUUGGACGAAAUUGAAGGUCCAAUAACAAUUGGUUCUGGAAUUGUUUGGCCAUCAAAGAACAAAUUCUAUAAAAAUGAAGUUCCGCAUAUUUUUUUCACGAUCAAUGGGCAGAAGAUUGGAAAAUACAUUCCUGUUGACUCUCCCUCGGAUAUGUUCCAUCCAAAAUAUGACUGCCAUGAUGAUGAUGCUGUGGUUAAAGUUAGUCUUGUUCGAGGUUUCCGCUAUGAUGUGGUCAACCAAGACUUUGGAGACGAUGUGUACAAUGUGGGAGACUGGCCAAAAAUAUUUAAGUGA
This is a messenger RNA of Meloidogyne enterolobii, 914 nucleotides long. Lineage: Eukaryota; Metazoa; Nematoda; Chromadorea; Rhabditida; Meloidogynidae. The record is from the annotation of a GenBank genome assembly.